Molecule: messenger RNA, 4509 nt
Organism: Mus caroli (Ryukyu mouse)
Lineage: Eukaryota; Metazoa; Chordata; Mammalia; Rodentia; Muridae
Source: RefSeq, a predicted model, not a curated record
GGUUUCAGUGUUUCUUAAUAAACCACUAAGUUGGUUUUGGUGGUUUCGUUGGAUAUUUCACUGUCUUGCAAGUCAGUCUUGAACAGUGUUCUGCCUUAAGUAUGUUAGCCUUAUCCAACCACGUCUUAAGGAAGGGUUUCUGUCUGCCCAUAAUUAAAAGUGUCCAUAGCAUGUGAUGCUUGUUUUUCUUCACCCUUACAACCCUCUCCAGUCCGAAAAGCUCUGUCCUGUUGGAAACUUAAGAGAUUCCUGUCAGGUCUCUACUCAAACUUCUGUUCUACUUCCUCUUAGACUCAAUGAUUCAGUGUAAACACGGUCCUCAUCUUACUCGUUUGUGAAAAUUGGCUAGGGAAGAAACACAUCACUCAAGGUUAUGGCUUUGUUAUCAACAAAGCAUCAUGGGUAGGGCAUUAUUCGACUGACUUGUUGAUAGACCUUGUGAGGUUCUUUCAAGCAGAAUGCCUUGGGGUUCCUGGGAACUUUUUCUAAGUUUGGUUUUCAUUUUGUGUGUAUGGUGUUUUGCCUACAUGUAUGUCUGUGGACCAGUGUACAGGGUCCUGAUACCCACAGAGACUAGAAGAGUGCAACUUGAACUGGAGUUGCAGUUGGUUGUGAGGCAAUAUGUAGGUGCUGUGGGAAUCAAACCCAAUUUCUCAGGAAGAGCAGCCAUUGUUCUAAAUUGUAAGCCACCUUUCAAACAGCCUCCAGGUUUCUUUUUAAACGAUGGACAACAUAUGAUGUCUGAGGUGUCUAUUGUGAAGAGUCAGUUUUAUCAAUAAAUUUAAUAAAAAUCAUCUUCAUACAAUUUAAUAACUUGCUUUCAAGUAAAAGUCUGCAUCGAGGAAAGUUUUGCAACCUAUGCUUGUGUCAAUUUCUAUGAAAAUAUCUAAAACUGUAUGGUUUUUAUUAUUUACUCGCUUAUUUGUGUAUUUACUUAUUGAUGGUGCUAGGGAUCAAAUCUAUGGUCUUAUACUUACCCAGCAAGCACUCUACCUACCGAACCAUAUCCCAAGUCCUAGAUUAUAAAAUUAUAGAUUUCUAAUUAAAAUCUUUGUCUAUUGAUGAGUUAUUAGGUGACUUUGCUUUUCUCAAAGGAGGAGCUUUCCGAAUUGUCCUUUUUUUCUGCCAUAACUUUUUUUUAAAAAAUCUGUUAUCCUUCAAGGGUGAUGUCAUUAAAUAUCUGUCUUAAAACAAAUAGGCCACUCAUUACUUGUCAACUAAAUACCUAUGAUUUCCUCCAUGGGAGGCAAAUGAAGCCCUGUCUCCUUCAUUCACUAUUCUGGUUGCCUCUAAGAUUCCCUCACAGGAAAAUGUCUAUGCGUGGUUUAACUAGUAAUGGGAAGUUAUAAUAAUACAGGGAACCCAACGCAGACUUUCUGUCCAAGAUAGGGAAGCUGCUUGUAUUUCCUAGCCUUAGACUGGAGGCCUGGAAACUUUCUCAAAGACUUCCCAAGUCUACUGCCUAUCUUUCUGCAUAUGACAGCAUAUAUAGGUCUCUCUGCAAAGAUACACUGAGAGCUGGGUUUGUUUUCUUUGCACACUAAUGUACUAUUGGGUAGAUGUUCAUAAACCUACUCUGAUAAAAUAUGAAGUCUUGACAUCAACAAAGGUAAGAAUUUAAUUUCUUGGUUAAACAAACUCGAUGUGGAGAAGACAUAAAGGACUCGAUGAUACAUAAAAUCAAACGUUUCUGGAGAAGUGAAAAAAAAAACUAUAUUGACCUCAAGGUGUUGGAGUCUCAUUGUCAGAAUUAAAACGUAAUUAAACAUAAACACUGCUACAAGACAAUGCAGCAAAACCCUUGGAAAUGAAAAUAACUAAAUGAAGAGGGAAUAAAAAAUAGAAUUGGUGUAGUAACUGGUUAGGACUCUAAGCGUCGCUGUUCACCAGACUGGGAAAGAAACAGUCAAAAAAAGCGACUAACUCCCAGCGUCCUCCGCACCAGAGACCAAACAAGCUCUUGGGGAAAGCCACCAUCCUUAGUCCCGCUCUCCCCGGCUUUAGAGAAAUAAGGAAACAGCAGGCUAAACCAGGACCAAAAGGAAAGCAACUAAAGAAAAGACAAUGGCAGACCCACCGAGGCGCUGGAUCUGCAACGACCUGCUGACGUUCUUCAUGCUGCUGGGGACGCUGUGCGCGCCAGGAAAGGGACAGAUCCGCUACUCUGUGCGGGAGGAGCUGGACAAAGGCUCCUUCGUGGGCAACAUCUCCAAGGACCUGGGGCUGGAGCCCCGCGAGCUGGCGGAGCGCGGGGUCCGCAUCAUCUCCAGAGGUAGGUCGCAGCUUUUCUCUCUGAACCCGCGAGGCGGCAGCCUGGUCACCGCGGGCAGGAUAGACCGGGAGGAGCUGUGCGUCCAGAGCGCUCCCUGUCUCGUCAGCUUUAACAUCUUGGUUGAAAAUAAAAUGAAAAUUUAUGGAGUAGAAGUAGAAAUCCUUGAUAUUAAUGAUAACUUCCCCCGGUUCCGCGAUGAGGAGUUAAAAGUAAAAGUUAAUGAAAACGCGGCUGCAGGAACACGUUUGGUGCUCCCCUUCGCGAGAGAUGGGGAUGUGGGUGUGAAUUCCCUCCAGGGUUACAAGCUCAGCUCCAACCCGCACUUCUCUCUGGACGUGAAGAGUGGAUCUGACGGGCAAAAACACCCAGAGUUGGUGUUGGAACAGCCCCUGGACCGUGAGAAGGAGUCUGCUCAUGACCUGAUCCUCACAGCUUUGGAUGGCGGAAACCCAGUACUUUCGAGCACCGUACAUAUUACCGUAACCGUUCUUGAUGCAAACGAUAACGCACCCUUGUUUACCCAAAGCGAAUAUAGGGUGAGUGUUCCGGAGAACACACCUGUGGGCACUAGACUCCUCACACUCACCGCCACGGAUGCAGACGAGGGAAUCAACGCGAAGUUGACCUUCUCUUUCCGCAACGAAGAAGACAAAAUUUCUGAAACUUUCCAACUCGAUUCUAAUCUUGGGGAAAUCUCAACUAUUCAAUCCCUGGACUAUGAAGAAUCCAGAUUCUAUCUCAUGGAAGUGGUAGCCCAGGACGGAGGCGCUCUUCUUGCCAGCGCUAAGGUGUUGGUCACAGUCCAGGACGUGAAUGACAAUGCCCCAGAAGUGAUACUCACCUCCCUCACCAGCUCCGUCUCUGAAGACUGUCUACCCGGAACCAUAAUUGCGCUUUUCAGCGUACAUGAUGCUGAUUCUGGGGAGAAUGGAGAGAUUUCGUGUUCUAUUCCUAAGAACCUGCCCUUCAAACUGGAAAAGUCAGUUGAUAAUUACUAUCACCUACUAACAACAAGAGCACUGGAUAGAGAAGAGACUUCAGAUUAUAACAUCACGGUGACGGUUGUUGACCGUGGAACUCCUCCCCUGUCUACAGAAAACCACAUCUCUCUGAAAGUAGCCGACAUAAAUGACAACCCACCCACCUUCUCUCGUCCCUUCUAUUCCACUUCCAUCUCAGAAAAUAACCCCAGAGGUGUCUCCAUUUUUUCAGUUUAUGCCUAUGACGCUGACAGUGGUGAUAACGCCCAAGUCACUUACUCCCUGGCUGAAAAUACAUUUCAAGAAGUGCCUGUGUCGUCCUAUGUCUCCAUUAACUCUGACACUGGUGUCCUGUAUGCAUUGCAAUCCUUUGACUAUGAGCACUUGAGAGACCUGCAGCUACUGGUGACAGCUAAAGACAGUGGGACUCCUCCACUCAGCAGCAAUGUGUCCCUGAGCUUGUUUGUGCUGGACCAGAAUGACAACAUUCCUGAGAUCCUGUACCCAACUAUUCCCACCGAUGGCUCCACAGGUGUGGAACUGGCACCCCGCUCUGCAGAGCCUGGAUACUUGGUAACCAAAGUGGUGGCAGUGGACAAAGAUUCGGGACAGAACGCCUGGUUGUCCUACCGCCUCAUCAAAGCCAGUGAGCCAGGACUCUUCUCAAUAGGGCUUCACACGGGUGAGGUGUGCACAGCAAGGGCUCUGUUGGAUAGAGAUGUACUCAAGCAGAGCCUGGUGGUGGCUGUCCAGGACCAUGGCCAGCCCCCUCUCUCAGCCACUGUCACACUCACUAUCGCUGUAGGAGAUAGCAUCCCAGAUGUACUGACUGACUUAGGCAACCACAACACACCGGCAGAGCCCCAGGAUUCAGACCUCACACUCUACCUAGUGGUUUCAGUGGCAGUGGUCUCCUGUGUCUUUCUGGGAUUUGUUACCGUGCUGUUGGCCCUCAGGCUGAGGCACUGGCACACAUCACGCCUGCUUCAGACUUCCACAGGCAGAUUUGCCGACAUGCCUGCCUCCCAUUUUGUGGGCAUGGAUGGGGUACAGGCUUACCUGCAGACCUAUUCCCACGAAAUCUCUCUCACUACAGACUCCAAAAAGAGCCACCUGAUCUUCCCCCAGCCCAAUUAUGCUGACAGGCUCAUUAGUGAAGAGAGCUGUGAGAAGAGUGAGCCUCUUCUGAUACCUGAUAAUAUACAUACAUACAAAGAAGAGCCCGGAGCUGCUCAGGUCAGUUUUCUCUUCCACUAA